CUGGGACACAAACAGUGGUAGAGGAGCCCGACCAGCGGCUUCCAGCGCGGAGGAGAGACGGCGAGAAGGAGCCACGACAACCCGCUACCGGAGACCCGAGCAAGUGCGUCUUCACACCCGACCCCGCCGUUCUGUUGUCCGGGUGCACAGGGGCUGCGGGUCCCGCUCGAGUCCGCACAUUGCAGCCGUGAGAGCUAGUUAGCUUACGGGAGAAAGUUAGCCUCGGUGGAAUUCAUGCUAGUGGCUUGACGUUAGCUCCGUGCUGCUGCUGCUGGAAAAAGUUUGAGUUUGUUUUGCUCCUGGUCUCAGUCCGGGGACGUGUCGGAAUUGUUUGCCCUCGCAGCUCGUGUCCUGCUGUCCUGACCCCGCCUCCAUCAUCUGUCCUGAAGCGGUAGAAGAGGAGGAGGAGGAGGGAGACGAGGAGAGGAGGGGGGACAACAACUCUGAACAUGGCGAGUUUCUCCGACAGAGGUAUUCAAAGUGGCUCUUUCAAGUGGUCGGACCGGCACGCAGCCCCGCGGGUGGAGCCCAGAUAAACCCGGUUAGAGCAGACAUCUCGUGUGAUGGCCAAGGACAGUGACGGAUUUCACGUGUGUGUCUCAUUGCACAGUCGCAGAGUGAAUUCAUCUCCAACAUAAAGUUUGUCAGGACUGACUGGAACCUUUAACCUCACAGCUGUCUUCAGGUGGAACACUUCAUCUGCUGCUCCCCCAGAGCUCAUCUGAGGGCCAACAUGUCGGGGUCAGGGGCCACGACCGUGCAGCUGCUCACCAAGCUUGUGAAGCAUGCAGUGGGCAAGGCUCAGAUCCAGCUCAACCGCUGGCUGCAGAGGACUGCCACAGAGGACUGUGACAAAAUCGACAUCCUGAUCUGCAGCGCCUUCGACGAGAGAGGAGCCGGAGCGGGGAAGUCGGACGGUGACCCGGUGGUGACCGGUGACCCGGGGGGGACGAGCUUUGCCGCCAGUGGAGGAGACUUCAGACACCCCUGCUGCAUCACCACCUUCUGCUUCAAGGGGGCCCUGCUGGCGUGCAUCCUGACCGCCGUGUGCUUCUCCUCGGUCGCCCUUGUGCGCCAAUACCUCAAGGACCUCCUGCUCUGGGUGGAGAGCUUGGACAGCUUCGUCGGGGCCUUCCUCUUCAUCGUCGGCUUGAUUAUUGUGUCGUUCCCCUGCGGAUGGGGAUACAUUGUUCUUAAUGUGGCAGCUGGCUACCUCUACGGCUUUGUGCUGGGCAUGGGACUGGUAAUGGUGGGAGUGUUAAUAGGGACCUUUGUGGCACACCUGGUUUGCAAGCGCUUACUGACCGACUGGGUUCUGAACAAGGUUGGGAACAGUGAACAGCUCAGUGCUGUCAUACGAGUGGUGGAGGGAGGAAGUGGACUCAAAAUUGUGGCCUUAGCGAGACUCACCCCCAUUCCCUUUGGGCUUCAAAAUGCAGUUUUCUCGAUCACAGAUGUGUCGUUGCCAAACUACCUGGUGGCCUCGUCUGUGGGUCUGUUGCCCACCCAGCUCCUCAACUCCUACCUGGGCACCACGCUCCGCACCAUGGAGGACGUCAUCGCUGAGCAGAGCAUCAGCGGCUACUUUGUGUUCACCCUGCAGAUUGUCAUCAGCAUCGGCCUGAUGUUCUACGUCGUGCACCGGGCUCAGGUAGAGCUCAACGCCGCCCUCGCCGCAUGCCAGAUGGAGCUGAAGUCGUCCCACAUGAACGGGUCCUCCACCAAUCACAGCAGCUUCAACUACUGCAGCAAGAGGGCGACAGCUGGAAGUGGAAACUGCGUUAAUGUGGUGUGACCCUCAAUUAACUACAUGAGGUGGUAGCUCCUAUGACAGAGCUGUAGGACGACAGAUCUGAAGUGGGCGGCCCAAAACCCGUUGGUGGUGGUGCGGUACGUCUUCACCCUUGUGACGAAAAACUCUAAAGUGUACUCCUUCAAGUUUUUGAAGACACAGUACUUCUUCUUUUUCAACAAGUAUUGGGACCACGCGCCUUUUGAAGAAGAGCUGUUGAUGAAAAUAGAUUCAAGGUGUAUUAUAGUGGGAAUUUAUUUUUAAUCUGAAUUAUUUUCAUCCAGGUACUUAACAUUUACUGUUACAGGGGAUGUCAAUGAAAUUAGGGUUUUAAGAGAAAUCAGCAGUGGCUGAAUGAGCGAGGGAGUCAUGUGGAAAAAAAGCAACUGUUGGCAUUGGAUGUCUGCUAAAACUAUGAAUGUGCAAUCUGGAGCUCUCUAGACAACCAAGGAAUUGUUUUCAGUGUCAAAAGAAUGCCAACCUAUGCACCUUUUAACUCAUACUACAUCUCUUUUUUAUUUAAUUUCAGGAUAUUUUAGGAUUUGUCAAGGUCCCGUGUUAAUUUACGAUGAUGUACAUAAUAAGGGCAUUAAUAACAUUUUUGUAAGAAUUUGGCUUUUUAGUCCAGUUAAUUUUGAAGUGUCUUAUUUUGGGACUGCAGGGCCAGGAGCAGCGAGUCCUACAGGCCUCUCCGACUUGCUUAUGACCACAUCAGCUGAUUUGGCCUCCCCCUGCCCGCAGAUCAUUUUAGCACUUCUGCGGUUUUGAGAAGCAGCAGCUGGAGAGGGGAGAAGAAUUCACAGCAGGAAACUCAGGAACGGGUCUGGCAGGAAAGUGGAUCUGCACAGGGCGAGCAGCUCCUCAGCAGCACAGCCACAUGCUCGGCUGCAGAAACUGUGCAUGUGGCUGUGCCUUCUUUUGAAAGUUUAUGACUACCCUUGGGUUUACAUUCGCUUUUUUUAAACUUAAUACAUAGUUUUUGCUUAAGAUAGUUUUGACAAUGCUGUGCAAUACAUCAGUGAGGAAGUGUGAAUGUCAUAUAUUACAGUGCUGAAACCAAACUAAUCAGAGAUGAAAUGUCAUGCAUGACAAAAUAACACAAAGCUGUUUUUUGGGGGGUAAGCUGGAUGAGAUAGAGAGGCUGUUAUUUUCUAUGUGCCAUAAUUUGAUAAAGUUUAUUAGACGUUGUAACACUAGCUCCACCUGAGCUGAGGCUGUGUGACUUAUGACUUUAUUUUAUUACUGAAUAAUGUUGAUAACGAUAGGAAUGACCUGUGAAGAAUCCUAAUGUUUAUUCUCUUGAUGACACACCGACAUACUCUCAUCGUGCAUAUUCGUAUGCACAGUCCACGAGGACAUUAUUAUCAUGAAGAUAAGUUAAAGUGGGAAGGGGUUUGUUUGGUCAGGAGAUGGAACAUGGGUCUCAGAAGCUGACAAUCAAAUACUAAAGCGAUGAAUGUGAUGAUACUUUUUAUUUUUACAUCAAUUAUUGUGAUGCUGCUCCCCAGUCAAAAUCCGAUUGAGGAAUAUAAAGGGCUCCUAUAUGAAAUAUCCAUUUUUGUGUCCCUACAUCGGGUUAAUGUUUGCCCACAUUCCAUGCUGUCAGUGUGAAAAGAUGUCAAGUUAUUCUCAUGUUGUAUGUUGGUUGAAAGGGCCCCUUCCUGUCUGAAUUUAGCAAUAAUGUUUGAAAGUCGAGAGCAAAAAAAAAUGAAAUAUUAAUCAGAUAGAAGUCCCACCAAUAAGAUCUUCAGCCAGUUGUUGAGGAGUUGCUGUUUGCAUCCAAAGUUCCAGACAUAUUUGUCAUCUGCAUUUGAUUCGUCGGUCAAUUCCCGUUCCUCAGUAAGAUUGAGUUUCAUAAUUCCCAGGUUUCCGUUCCAAUGUUCGCCCUGCCUUUUACCUCCUCCUGCCUCCAUCUCUGUGUUGACUAAAACGUGGAGGUGAGACGCCACCUCUGAGAUCAGAACAGCCUGUUCAGCUUCUCAACGCUUUGUUCGGAGAGUCACUUAGCCCGCUGGUCACGUAAUAAUUGCGAUCAACCUCCCUGUUACAUGAAAAUCUUGCUAAUUGCACCUGAGCAUUUUUCCAGCGUCCUACUUGAAUUGAAAGUUUACGUAGAGAGAGACCAGAUCAUGUUUUUAUGGCUGCGGGCUUCAUAAAAUGUACUCUCCUCCCUUUUUAAAGGCAUGGAAAUUAAUGUAAAUGGGAAAAUAUAAAUACACAAGAUUUUCAUCUGACAGCAGUGGACUGUUCCUACUCUCCAAAUAAAGUGUGAAUUGUUCAGCUGCUCCCCUCAGAAGUGGGAGAGGAGUGGACGUUACACCGUGUUCGAUUCGAAAAUAUAGAAACGGGAAACUUGAACAGCCACCGCGGGCACCCUUCAUAAUAUUUCAGCUUCUCGACCAGGAAAAAGGAUUUUGGAAAAACAAGCAGUUUUUACGGCAAAGGCUUUGGUUCUUUCUAGGUGGGCUCUAUUUAACUUAGAUCUAGUUAUGCAACAACUGGUCCUAAGGGAAGUAUAUUUCAUAGGCACCCACACAAGACCUGGGUCUGGGACGUAACUGCACACCUGUCCUCUUACAGGGGACUACAGUAUGAGCUCAUGAACUUUAAAGGGUCCCGUUUGGUGCUAUGAAAUGCAAUACUUCCCCAUCUGUAUCAAGUGCAUUACACAUAUACUGUAUUUUGUAAUAGAGAGAAUUUUACAGUGUAUAAAUAUGGAUAUUUAUCGCUGUACGAUGCUUGUUCAGUGUUAUUUAUGAGAGAGAAAAUAAAACCUGUCAGGCUUUGUUACAAA
Messenger RNA from Platichthys flesus (European flounder), 4586 nucleotides. RefSeq names its product transmembrane protein 64 (gene tmem64). Lineage: Eukaryota; Metazoa; Chordata; Actinopteri; Pleuronectiformes; Pleuronectidae. The transcript has 3 exons. The record is from RefSeq and is a predicted model, not a curated record. The coding region runs from base 734 to 1795 and encodes 353 amino acids.